AUGUCAUCGGAGGCAGAAGCACAAACGAGGCAGCAGCCAACGAUUCCCGUAGACACCGGCAGUCUCCGCGCGGUCCUGGUUUUCGGGGCCGACCAUUACGUUGGCGAAGUUAUGGUCAUUGCCGCCCUCUGCCGCGAGAUUGAAAUGAGCGGCAUGGCGUACGUCGUCAAUGAGGUCCAGGAACCCAUGGACUUCAUCAAACGGCAUGCUCCCGAGCCCGGAGAUGAUCGCACCGUGUGGGUGUCUCACUAG
Molecule: messenger RNA, 252 nt
Organism: Chaetomium globosum CBS 148.51
Lineage: Eukaryota; Fungi; Ascomycota; Sordariomycetes; Sordariales; Chaetomiaceae
Exons: 3
Coding region: 1-252 (83 amino acids)
Source: RefSeq, a predicted model, not a curated record